This is a messenger RNA of Hippopotamus amphibius kiboko, 3756 nucleotides long. Its product is annotated as galectin-8. Gene Ontology annotation, molecular function: carbohydrate binding. The record is from RefSeq and is a predicted model, not a curated record. The transcript is spliced from 11 exons. Lineage: Eukaryota; Metazoa; Chordata; Mammalia; Artiodactyla; Hippopotamidae. Bases 722 to 1798 code for a protein of 358 amino acids.
CGGGAGCCCCGUCGCGCGGGUCCUCACCGCGGAGGGUCGGGCUGGGCGGCGGGCAGCGCCCCUCGCGCGGCUCCCGGGGUCUGAGCGCUGCUCUGGAGUCGCGGUGCCCGGGCACCCGGCACUGUCCCCGGGGGAGCCCGGCUGCCCACCGCCCCCUCUGCCGGGGCUGCCCUCGCCCCUGCGCCCUCCCCGCCCGGGACGGGCUCCGCCUGCGCGCGGUGGAAUCCGGAGACGUUUCCUUCCCCGUGUUUUCAGUGACGGGUUCUGUAAAUUUAAUGACAGAGCUCCGUGGCCCUCCCGGACCCUGAACACCCUUUUUUGAGAUGUAGAGUCACUUAACUGCGGUGUUAAACGUUAGGACACCAGGUCCCCUGAACUGCUAUGGCUUCGUGAUGGCCUCCUGGGAAGCGAAGGAAGUGUUAGUAACCGCAGGACCCGUGCCUGUGGAUGUUUCGGGAAUGGUUGGCUUCACGCGGGCCUGUGACUUAAGUUGGGUCACUGUCUGGUCACGAUGUAAAUUACGAAUGUGGCUAUGGCCUCUCUGUAUCCUGUGUUUUUGCUCUUGCUGCUGCUUCUCGAGUUUGAUGGAGCGAAAGAAAACGUUUUGAGGUUGUGACUGAUGUGCAAGUGCCUCAAUUUGGAAAUUCUUUAAAUGAAACUUGAUUAAAAUCUUAGACUAUACCCGGAAGAGAGACCCCAGUCAACAAAAAGGUGGAAAAGGAUGAUGUUGUCCUUAAACAACCUACAGAAUGUCGUCUAUAAUCCGAUAAUUCCCUAUGUUGGGACCAUUUCUGAGCAGUUGGAGCCUGGAAGUUUGAUUGUACUACGUGGGCAUGUUCCUAGUGACGCGGACAGGUUUCAGGUGGACUUUCAGUGCGGCAGCAGCGUGACUCCUCGGGCAGACGUGGCCUUUCAUUUCAACCCACGGUUCAAAAGGGCCAACUGCAUUGUUUGCAACACUCUGAAAAAUGAAAAGUGGGGCCGAGAAGAGAUCACCUAUGAGAUGCCUUUCAAGAAAGAAAAAUCUUUUGAGAUUGUGAUCAUGGUCCUGAAUGACAAAUUCCAGGUGGCUGUCAAUGGAAAACACACCCUGAUCUAUGGCCACAGGAUCAGCCUAGAGAAGAUCGACACGCUGGGCAUUUAUGGCAAAGUGAUGAUUCAUUCCGUGGGUUUCAGCUUUGGCUCGGAUUUAAGAAGUACCCAAGCAUCUACUCUGGAAUGGACAGAGAUAAGUAAAGAAAAUGUACAGAAGUCUGGCGUGUCACAGUUUCCUAGUAAUAGAGGAGACAUUUCUACAGUCGUCCCCAGAACUGUCUACACCAAGAGCAAAAGGUCGCCAGCCAAUCACACUUUGACUUGCGCCAAAAUACUACCUACCAACUGUUUGUCAAAGGCUCUGCCGUUUGUAGCGAGGUUGAACUCUUCAAUGGGCCCUGGACGGACCGUUGUCAUAAAAGGAGAAGUGAAUACAAAUGCCAAAGGCUUUAGUGUUGAUCUACUGUCAGGAAAAUCCAAGGAUAUUGCUCUGCACUUGAACCCACGGCUGAAUGUGAAAGCAUUCGUAAGAAAUUCUUUUCUUCAGGAGUCCUGGGGAGAAGAAGAGAGAGAUAUUACCUGCUUCCCUUUUAGUCCUGGGAUGUACUUUGAGAUGAUAAUUUACUGUGAUGUUAGAGAAUUCAAGGUUGCAGUAAAUGGUGUGCACAGCCUGGAGUACAGACACAGAUUUAAAGAGCUGAGUCACAUCGACACGCUGGGAAUCGAUGGCGAUAUCCACUUACUGGAAGUAAGGAGCUGGUAGCGGACGCGAGUGCUACAGAAACCAAAAUACAGAAUGACUUCUGUAACACUGGCCUUGUUAAAAUGCAUCUCACUACCGUGAUAUGGUUUAUAGAUAUUGUUAAAAUGAGCUGGAGUCCUACCGGGUGCCCUCAGUCUGUGCCACACAGCGUGGCCUUGUUGAGCACAGAAUGAGGAAAUCUGAGGCAACAACAGUCUACAGCCAUCUUUAUAACAGGCCUUUCUGCUCCCUCUCCCGCAUCCUGGCCGCCUCUCUUUGAAACCCACUUCACAUUCAACAGGUAUUUAUUAAGUGCCUGCUGAACCACCGCAGCCACUCUGCACUGAGCGCUCAUCUCGCCAGCACUGUGCUGGGAACUGGGGACACACAGUGGGGCACGUACGUUCCCCGGUCUGUUGCGCUCUGAGCCUCCGUGCUUUGCCACUGUUUCUCCCUCAUGCACUACAUGAACUCACUAGGGACUUAAAAUAAUUACUCUAUUAAAUCACCUAAGGACACUAAUUUAUAGGCAACAUCACUCCUCCUCCAGUGCUUGCUCUCAUACCCAGUUUGAGCGUAUCCCCUAAUGGAGAGGACUGAUGUUGACUUAUAUCUGGAGAUUUGCUUUAGCAUUAAAUCUAGCUCUACUAGCUGUAAGCAUUACCAAGAUAUAUGAAAUCUGAAUACAGCACAAAGAUAAAGGCAAAAACCAAAGCAAAACAAAAUCAAAUGGUGUUGAAAUUAACUUGAUGUCAGUCUCAAGGCCACUGAUUUCUGUACCAGUAAAUGCUUAUUUUAGAAUAUUGGAAUUUAAGGUGAGUCAGAGGUCACCUCUGCACAUACUCUGUAGAAAGUUUAAGGUAGACAAGAGAUGGAUUCAUUGUGUAAAAUGUGGGUAACAAAGGAAUGUCAAGAUUAGAUUUAAUGACCGUUUAUAAAACAGGCAGUAUCAGAAAGUACAAUACACCAACUGGGACCAGUGAAGUAGAGAGGCAGUGUGCAUCUGUUCCGCGUUGUGUGCAGACCAGCACUGUCUCUGCUCUUCUGAAGAUGAGGCCGUCAUCGUUAGUGACCGAGAUCAAAACAUUGUUCUGCUUUCAGUGAUUAAAAUCAAACCUGUAUCAGCAAGUUAAACUGUUGCAUUUCUAUAAUUUUUUCUGUUCUUUGAAGCAAGUUGUUAGAAGUUCUUUGUAGAAUUCUUACAGGUCAGAUCUUGUUAUCGGAAAUUUCAAAGGCUUGGGAGUGGGGAGGUAAAAACAGAUCAUUUUAUCAUAUUAAAUUGCUAGGCUGAAUUCUCCCAGGAUUUGGGAAUAUUUUCAUAACGGCUUUUGGUUAGGUAUUAUUUGUAUCCCUAUGUUAUUACCUAUCUUACUUUUAAAAAGUACUCAAUGUAGAAACUUCUAGCACUUAAUUCUUUUCCAUCUUUUCAUGUUAAUUUAUUAUGCUAAGUCUUGCCGAGCUCAAAAAAAACUCCCCCCAAAAACAAAAAACAACAUUGGUAGAGGAGGGGAUGUUGGGAAAGCUGUAGAAGGCAGAAAGGGUCUAGAAUCCCCCAGAGUUAUUUUCUUUCUUUGGAAAAGAACAUCAGAGGACCUUGGCAGAUGGUGGAAACCAUGGACCACUUAGGAGACUAAAAGAAAAAGUCCACUUACCUUGUUUCCUCUAAGUCAGGCCGUUCUUUGAUAGAAUAAAUACAAAAUCUUAAGAUUUUUUUUUUUUGAAAAGAAGCUAUUCACAUUUAUUAAUGAAUCCUGUUGAGACAUUUCUUAGAGAGAAAUAUGCAUUCCUAGCAAGCUCUGUCUCCAAACUGCAAAUCAGCCUUUUGCUUGUCACAAUUCCACACUAAAUUUCUAUAUUAAAUUAGAUCAAGGGCUUUCAGACUUGAUUUGAACAUCUAUGGAACAGUUCUUAGAUGCCUUACAUUUCAAAAAGGCAUCAAUAAAAUGCCUGAAACAAAAUAAAGGCAGAUUUGAAUUUUA